GAUUAAAUCAGCUUGUUCUUACAUAUAGCUCAUCAUUGUGCUAUUAAUAGGAGAAAGUUCUACCUCAAACUAUCUGCAUUGAACUUUUCCAGUCAGCUAUCAGAGGCAAAAGAAGCUUUGGAGGAGGAAAAUGGAAGAAAUUGAUGAAGGUCCAAAUGACAUAGAAAGCCCAUACGAUUUGAUGCUGGAAUUGGGUGGCUUCUCCUUGUCCCCUUUGCGGUGUAUCUACAGAGUUCCUAGGCGACUACGGCAGGGAAACGAUGACGAAGCCUACACACCUCAGGUAGUCUCUAUAGGCCCACUUCACCAUGGAAGGGAACACUUAAAUGCUAUGGAAUAUCACAAAAAGAGGUAUCUACGAGAUUUUCUACAUAGAAACCAGUUAAACUUGGAGAUUUAUAAAAUGAAAAUAAAGGGCCAAGAAGACAGACUGAGAAAAUGUUAUGCAGAACCCAUUGGGUAUAGCAGUGAAGAAUUUGUAAGAAUCAUUCUAGUGGAUGCCGCCUUCAUUAUUGAGUUUUUGUGGAGGUACAAUAGCCCAAAAUUUCAAGAUGAGGACGACUACAUAUUUAAUAAGCCAUGGAUGGACGAUGAUGUAUCGGUGGACUUGCGGAUGCUUGAAAAUCAGUUGCCACUCUUCAUUCUGGAGGAUCUUUUUGUCCCAGAGAAAUAUUUUGAUUAUCCUGAUAAGCCUUCAAUAAUUAGUCUUUCUUACGCUGUGUUCAAAACUACUUUCUUUACGGCAGGAGCAAAAGACUUCGUUUUGGAGGGAAAAAGUUCUUCUGAAGUAAAACAUUUUGUUGAUUUGAUAAGAACUUCAUGUCUACCAUCGAAAUUAAAAUCUGAAAGGGAAGUCAAAACUAUAAACACACCCAGCAUCACAGAGCUACACAGGGCAGGGAUCAAGUUGAGGGCGGGAUCAACGAAUAACUUAUUUGAUAUUGGAUUUGCUGACGGGACUCUUGAAAUUCCAAGAUUGGAAAUAAGCGAUGAUACAGAGGUAUUAAUUAGAAAUCUCAUCGCAUUUGAACAAUGCCACUAUGAGGAGAAGUACAUAAGUGAUUAUGUUAGUCUCAUGGAUUGUUUUGUGAACACCCCAAAGGAUGUGGAGUUGCUUGUUCAGUAUGACAUUGUUGAAAAUUGGCUAAGUGACAACAGUGAGGUGUCUACUUUGAUUAAUAAGCUUGGAAAAGGGGUUUCGAUAAAUGACAAUAACUUUUAUUUUGCUACUGUUGUUGAAGAUCUGAACUCCCACUGCGGAACUCGCUGGAACAAAUGGAAGGCAAAUUUGAGACAGAAUUAUUUCAACACACCUUGGGCAAUUAUCUCUUUCGUUGCAGCUGUUUUUCUCCUCAUACUCACUUUCAUCCAAACAGUGUGCUCCAUUAUAUCUAUUGCUUAAGCAUCGGCAACAGCAAGUGGAUCUCUUUCUGUAUUCUCCCUGUCCUUUUUCCAU
Prunus avium (sweet cherry) is the source of this 1456-nucleotide messenger RNA. RefSeq names its product UPF0481 protein At3g47200-like. NCBI's taxonomy places the organism in Eukaryota, Viridiplantae, Streptophyta, Magnoliopsida, Rosales, Rosaceae. The record is from RefSeq and is a predicted model, not a curated record.